This is a messenger RNA of Penaeus chinensis, 2662 nucleotides long. Its product is annotated as guanine nucleotide-binding protein subunit alpha-11-like. Gene Ontology annotation, molecular function: guanyl nucleotide binding; GTPase activity; G-protein beta/gamma-subunit complex binding. Gene Ontology annotation, cellular component: heterotrimeric G-protein complex. The record is from RefSeq and is a predicted model, not a curated record. Lineage: Eukaryota; Metazoa; Arthropoda; Malacostraca; Decapoda; Penaeidae. Bases 940 to 2064 code for a protein of 374 amino acids. The transcript is spliced from 2 exons. Gene Ontology annotation, biological process: adenylate cyclase-modulating G protein-coupled receptor signaling pathway.
UGUUCGGUUUCUACGUUAGGUUUGCGUGAAUUCAUUUUUUGUUCUCUGUGUCCUGUACGUUAUCCAUUCUUCCUCUUCAAUUUAGUUCAGUUUAUCCAGGAUGCGACAAAGACACUGGUGCUACCAAUUUACAUUGUAAAGGUUGGACAUUUUAACAAAAAGUAGUUGUAUGUGUGUGACCGACAGCGUACAGCCAAGGACAGCGGAGGCGUGCGUUACAGCAUCAUUAAAGCUUGUACAUUUUCUCAAUCAACAAUAUUCGAAUGACUUAUUGGCCAUACUCAUUCAUAAUGUCAUCUGUACAGAAAUACACAAAUAAUCGAAUCAUCUUGAUAUCCACGCCAUGAAUCUGGCAACCGAAAAUUAAUGUGCACCAGGUAACUAUUUCACCUGAUUUCACAAAGUACUUUAAGCGCCGUAACUUCAACGCCAAAGCAAUCUGGAUUCCGUUCAUGGCAUAAACUUUGGGCAAAUAUCCUUCUCAUGUCACAGUGGAGAUAAAUUCACUCGACGCUUUUUCGUAGACGUAAAAAACAAGCGUUGAAGAAUGGAUGCAUUCAUCAUACAUCUGGCAUGAGCGCGAGUAGUCUGGUUGGUUCUAGCACUAACUUGCUCUCAGAGUGGUAAUUCCAAAGCUGCCUGCGCCCAAAUCCCGUGCACAAUACUGGCUGAUUUUCUCUGUUUUACCCUGUGACGCCCUCGAGUCCCCUUGUGCCAAACAUGUGAAUGAAUUGUGUGUAGUGAGCAACCUAUUCCGAAAUCGUAGGUGAAGCGGAGUUCGAGCCUCAUCGCGGGAGGCAGAGGAACAUCUUUGUCUUCCAGCAGAGCACCUUCAGACGCACAGGUGGAGCGGGAGCCGUUCGGGAGAAUGUGAAAGGGCAGAGCAGGAGUGCAGCCUGGAAGCGCCGCAGCCGACGCCGCGCCCUCUCCACGCCCGCCAUGGCGUGCCCUCUCUCGUGCUACUGCGGCCUCAUGUGCCGCUGCGGCUGCGACCCGCCCCCGGACCCCCCUCCCCGGACGCUGGGGCCGCCAGGGGCGCAGUCCUGCUCCAGCCACACCGUCUACAUACUGCUGCUGGGAGCGGCGGAGUCGGGCAAGUCGACCAUCAUGCGGCAGAUGAAGAUCAUCCACAGCGGCGGGAUGUCCCCCGUGUCCCUGCGCUCGUACACGCGCCACGUCCUGCAGAACGCGCUCACCUGCGUCACGCGCCUCAUCAAGGCCGUGGAGGAGGCAGCCGUGCCCUGGGGGUCCCCCGAGGCCGCCCACGCCGCCCACACGCUCUCCGCCCUCACACCGUCGUCCUGGGGGCUCCUGGAGGACGACGUGGACCCCGCCGUCAUCCCGCAGGACCACGCGCACCUCAUGAAGGUCCUGUGGGAGGACACGGCGGCGCAGGAGUGCUGGAAGCGCGCGAAUGAGUUCAACCUGCCCGACAACACCGAGUACUACCUGUCGGCGACCGACCGCCUCGCCCAGCAGCCGUACCUGCCGACGCAGGAGGACGUGCUGCAGCUGCGCAUCCCUACGCGCGCCGCCACCGUCUACGACUUCACGGACCGCGACUGGACGUUCCGCAUCACGGACGUGGGCGGGCAGCGGGGCGAGCGGCGCAAGUGGCUACGCCUUUUCGACAGCAUCAACGCCAUCAUCUUCCUGACGGCGCUGAGCGAGUACGACCAGACGUGGAGCGAGGAGGAGGAGGACGGCAUGAACCGGCUCGAGCUGUCACUGCAGCUCUUCUGCGAGACGCUCAAGUACCGGGGCUUCAUUGACACGAGCAUCAUCCUCUUCCUGAAUAAGGUCGACGUCCUGCAAAAGAAGAUCGCCACGUCGGACCUCAGCCGCUACUUUCCCGAGUAUACGGGGCCGCGCGGGGACCACCGCAACGCCAUCGACUUCAUCCGCAACAAGUUCAUGGGGCACGCCAAGGACCGCAAGGACUUCUUCACCCACGAGACCUGCGCCACAGACACCAAGACGACCAAGUUCGUCUUCGCCGCCGUCAGGGAGAGCAUCCUGUGGGACAACAUUCGCAAGUUCAUGGACCCUUUCCACCUGACGUGACCUCCCUGGCACUGGGGGUGAGCUAGUGUGUAUUUAUAAGCGCUCUUGCAACCUGAAGGCGACCCAACCGUGCUCUUGGCGAGGCGCAAGCGGACACCUCGAACCACAGCAACGUUCACGUAUUGUUUUGUUAUUGUUAUAUUGUAUAAAAAUAUAUAAAGUGCGCCCAUAUUUGCAAGUAUCCUUUGCAUUCGUUCACGAAUUAGUAGACUAUUAGAAGAAAUGAAAGGGCGGAAGAGAGUAAACCAAAAACUAAGAAAACAAAAUAGUGAAAAGUGGAUUCCGGGGAACGGGCGAACGCACAAAGGGGAAACAAAGUGAUAUGUAUAGAUAGGUCUUUAUAACAUGUUAUAGUUAUUGUUAAGCCUUUAAAAAAAAACUACCUAAUCUCACCCACCUCACAGAUUUCUCAUUAUCGAUAUUACCAUCAUUAUUCUCAUUUGUGUUUCUUCUCUGUCAAUAUCCUGUCCUCUCUCAUUCCCAUUCCUUUUUCAUACCCCCAUCGAAUUCUCCUCAUAAAUUUAUCAUUCAUCAUUACCAUAAUCAGUCAUCAUCAUCAAGUGAUAAUGAACGAAUAAAGUUACCUUUUCAACAAUUA